Arabidopsis arenosa is the source of this 1350-nucleotide messenger RNA. The record is from the annotation of a GenBank genome assembly. NCBI's taxonomy places the organism in Eukaryota, Viridiplantae, Streptophyta, Magnoliopsida, Brassicales, Brassicaceae.
GGUGAUAAUUACACGGACCAGACAAUCUGGUCCACCAGCCUUCCUUUUAAUGGAAGCAGAAGAGACAGCCGUGAAGUUCAAGCAAUUCUUCUCGAAAAUGGCAACCUAGCUUCCAUGCGCUAAGAUAUGGUUGAACACGCGUUUCACCAGUUGGAAAGACAGAUAAUAUCCAUCAGCGGGUCAAUAUACUCUCAAAAUUGACCCUAGCACAAGAAAUUCCCUCCACAUGGUUUGGAGUGAUUCUAAGCCCUAUUGGUCGAGUGGCAUAUUGGUUACCCAACAAGGAAUUGUCAAGGUCUUCGAAACGAUGUCGGUUUUUGAAUCCGAGACUUCGUCCUUCCACGUCUACAACAACCACGAAAUCCAAACACAACCGCAGAUGCAAACGUUUUUGUCGGAGGAGGAACCGGUAGGGAGACAGAACUCGAUUUUGUCACUAACUCUUGACGAAAUUCAGAUGAAAAGUGGUAAGAGCUUUGGAGCGAUGAACAUGGACGAGUUUCUAGCGAACUUAUGGACGACCGUUGAAGAAAACGACAACAACGGAGGAGGUGGGGCUCACCACGACGGAGAGAAACCGGCGGUGCUGCCACGUCAAGGGUCGUUGUCCCUCCCUGUGCCUUUGUGCAAGAAAACCGUGGACGAGGUUUGGCUAGAGAUACAAAACGGUGUACAACAACAUCCACCGUCGUCAAAUUCCGGUCAAAACUCCGACGAAGAUAUUCGCCGGCAACAAACUCUUGGUGAGAUCACCCUCGAGGAUUUUCUUGUUAAGGCUGGUGUUGUACAAGAACCAUUGAAGACAACGAUGAGGAUGUCGAGUUCUGAUUUUGGUUAUAACCCGGAGUUUGGAGUUGGUUUACAUUGUCAGAACCAAAACAAUUAUGGUGAUAACCGGUCGGUUUAUAGUGAAAACCGGUCGGUUUAUAGUGAAAACCGGCCAUUUUACUCGGUUUUGGGGGAAUCUUCAAGCUGUAUGACCGGGAAUGGGAGGAGCAAUCAGUAUUUAACCGGUUUAGAUGCUUUUCGGAUCAAGAAACGGAUAAUUGAUGGUCCACCCGAAAUUUUGAUGGAGCGAAGACAACGACGGAUGAUUAAAAACCGCGAAUCUGCGGCUCGGUCUCGAGCCCGGAGACAGGUAAGUCGGAGUCUCGACCAAAAGAUAUAGAAGCUAAAUUUUGUAUAACAUGACUAGGGUCAUUGGUUAAAUCCGGUUUAGAGACUAAUUUUUGUUUCACUCGUUAUAGGCGUAUACUGUUGAAUUGGAGUUGGAACUGAACAACCUCACGGAAGAAAACACAAAGCUGAAGGAAAUUGUGGUAAUUUCUCGAUUAAACAUUAUUAUAAUGA